This is a messenger RNA of Sturnus vulgaris (Common starling), 826 nucleotides long. The record is from RefSeq and is a predicted model, not a curated record. NCBI's taxonomy places the organism in Eukaryota, Metazoa, Chordata, Aves, Passeriformes, Sturnidae.
UGUCCAUUUCUUAAUGAAUUGUUUUUCUUCAUCAGCAGUACCUCAACUUCUGUUCUAGUCUCUCCCUCUACCACCACAGCAGCUUUGCAGAGAGAAAGCACAGUUUCUCAGAGCACACAGCCCAUCAGCAGGAUCCCUGAAGUGAAUUUCUGUGACCUUUUGCCUUGUGACAAGGUCUACUGUUGUCCAAUUCAUCAAGCAAAAGUCACAUCUCUAAGUUAUGAAAAAAACAAUGCAAAGGAAAAACGAAACAAAAGUGACAUGUUACCCAAAAAAGAUCCAGUCAAAAAACUUGGUGGAAGACCUGAUCUUGGAAAUGACUGGAUUGAUACAACAAUCAGUUCCAUACAGAUUUUGGAAACUCAGCAAAGCAUUGACAAUCGCUAUUGUAGUAAAAAUCUGCAGUGCAGCUCUGGAAACUACAACUAUGUUAUUCCUAUUAACAAAUACACACCCAUGGAUGUAGAAAUCUCACUGGAAAUAAACACCACAGAACCAUUAAUUAUAUUUCUUUGCAAAGUCACAUUUGGAAAUUAUUGCUCCCCUUAUUCUUCAAGCCAAAACAGUAGGAAGGAUUUUCAAGAAACCACACAGGGACGCCAGCACAUUUGGGCUCUCCCGGUAGCUCAGCUGUACGACAGCGCGUACUCGUUCCGCGUAGCCGUGCCGGGUUUUGCUAGCUGCUCAACAGACCGUUACUUUGCUGGAAUGUUUUUUACUGAUUAUUACUUCUACUUCUAUCGGCAGUGUAACUAAAAUGUUGCCAAAUGUUCUGUUCUUUGAGGAAAAGAUGAGGAAACACUUAAAAUGAAAAAGAGACUUACAA